GGCGGCACUGCCUGGCGGAGCACCAUGCUGAAGUCCAUCUGUGUCACUGAAAAACUUCACUGGCCUAAGACAGAGCUUUCUAGGAAAUCGGUCCUGAAUCUGGAAGUAGAUAAGCUGAACAUUAAUAAUGAAAACAGCCUUCAGCAUCCACCUUCUGGGAUCCUUAAGGACAUUUUCACAACAGGAACCAGUAGCUACAAUGUCCUUCUGCAGAGCAAAGAGGAGAAAAAGCACCACGCUCAAAAGCCAUCGUCCGUCCACCACAAGAAACACAGGAGGACCACCAAGUGCUCCUGCAGCUCGCGAGGCAGCGAGCACCGCCGGGCGAAGGCUCCGCUCUCCUUGCUGGGCGGGCGGUGCUGCGGGCCCCGGCAGCCGCCCCCGCUCGGCGCCGACCCCGCGGCCGCGGGCCUCAGGCUCGCCAGCCGCGCCCCGGCCGCGGGCAGCGCCGCCGCGCUGCCGCCGCGGCCCAGGAGCAGGACUAAAAAGCACUCCAGUCUCACCAAGCCAAAGCAGUCCCAGUCCUCAAAAAGCCUUGGGAAGGAUGGUGAUGCCGCUGGACAAAAGCUCUGUUUACUGACUGCAAUCAAGCCGUCCAAUGUGGAGAAAGAGAAGGUUAAAUUUUUCAACUCCGAUUUCACGUACAAUCCUCAGUUUGAAUACGAAAACCCUGCUCUGCCAAAUGUGUUAGCUAAGCACAGCCAUGCAUCUGACAGAUUUCUUAAGCAGUCCAUUAAUAUUAUGAAGCGGACACUGCAGAAAUAUGGAAGCUAUGAAAAAUUUGAACAGGCUGCUGGAGGCAGCUUGCUGACCAAAAGUCGCAUCUGGAAUCAUGUCAGAAAGUACAUGGUGAAAGAAGGCUGCCUUGGUGAGAUUGUGGUCCAUCUCACGGAGGACCUGCUGUCCCGAGCCUCCAUGACUGUAGUGAAUGGCCGCCCCACUCUCACCAUCAAUGUCUCCACUGCGCGAGAGCACUGGCUGGAGGGGAUGCUGAGACACGAAAUUGGAACUCAUUACUUUCGGGGUUUUAACAACAACAGUCAGCCUUGGUGCAAUCGUAAUGGACGUAGAAAACACGGGUUAAAACCAAUCAACCCUACAGAAGAGGGGCUAGCAAGCAUUCACAGUGUCCUGUUCCGCAAAGACCCUUUCCUUUGGAGAGCUGCCCUGCUCUAUUACACAGUGUACCAGGCCAGUCAAAUGUCCUUCAGUCAGCUUUUCCAGGAUGUGGGGAAAUUUGUCAAGGACCCUAAUACUAGGUGGGAUUACUGCGUACGCGCCAAGAGAGGAUGGACUGACACUUCACAACCAGGCUGUUUCAAUAAGGACCAGGUGUACUUGGAUGGCAUCCUCCGAAUCCUGAGAUACAGGGAAUCCAUUGAUUUUCAUCUUCUGACAGCCCUCGGAAAGAUCUCAUAUGAGGAUGUGGAUCGCCUGAAAGGAUUAGCUGUGAUUGAGAACAUGAGGGUGCCACACUUUUUGCAAGACCACGCCCGGUACAUGGAACACUUGAAAAAGAUCAUGGAAGUCAAUGAGCUGACUGAUGACGAGCUCCAGGAUCUCAUAAAUUAACAAUAUUAGACCUCUAUUCACUUACUGUAUGAGGAUGUAGAACAGGACUUCAUAGAGCUUGCAAAAAGGGUCUGAUGAGGGAUGGGAGGGAAGAGUGGCCAGAAUAUGUGGAAUUCAGAAAAAGACCUUUUAUGUCCUUUUGCAUUGUGAUUGUGUACUGAUUAUUUUUUAAGGGGAUUGUGCAUUUUUGCAAAAUUUGGCUUAGAAAUUCCACUGCAGUAAUCUGUCCAAUCAUCUACUCUCUUUUGUAUGCUUGGUAUAGUGCUCAAUGCUGUUUCUUGUAAUAUAUUGCCUUUUCCCACCCAGUUUAGAGGUGGAGAAAAGGAUACAGAGGAGAAAUUCCCCCUUAGUUCACUUUUGUUUUCCUUAUCUUUGGUCAUAGCUGUCAUGGUUCAUAGCAAUAGAACUGCUGUAGAUUACGCUGCAUUGCUGUCUGCAUAAUUUUCCCAUUUAGUCAUCAUUACAAUGAAAACAGAAAGUUUAAAAACAGUGCACAGAAGCAGGUCUUUGUGCUACAGGAUCGAAGUCCAUAACAUUACAAAAAAGUUUCAGGUUUUUUUUUUAGUGAGAGGAUUAGCAUUUUAAAAAAGAGAAAAGGUAGGUAGUGCUGUUUUAAUGACUGUAAGUGGAUAGCAAAGCUUUCCCUUUCAUUCCCUCAAAAAGUUACACCAUUCUACAUAUUUAUGUGUAUAAGUACAUGUUUCAGGAAGCUGAAUUCUGGGAAGAACCUCCCUCCUUUGAGGACAAGCAUAGCAUGUCUAGGAAAUUCAGCAUGGCAGUGUUUUGGAAGGAGGAUGGAGCAAAACUGAUUUCAUGAUCCAUGGUUCUAAAUAAAUUCAGGAACUUAGGGCCAUGAUUCAGCACAGCAGGCAGCACUCAAUUCUUCAUUGGGUCACCUGAGCCUACAGAGUAUCAGGUCACAUUUUUGAGCGGUACCCCCACAUUGCAACAAGCUUGGGCUUGCAGAGCUCAUUUCAGAAACAAGAUGAGACUGGAGGAGUGAAGACAAUUCUCAAGUGCCCUAUUCUUAUGUUCCAACAGAAGUGCUGCACUAUCUUGAAGCAACUUUACCUCUGUUUUAACUGCUGGUGCUACAUCCAGGACCAAGAGAGAAUGUUCCUUACAGCAAAGAGCCUUCUCUAGUCAUAUGAUGAAUAGCUUAGAUGAUGCAGGAGGACUUACUACAUAAACUAUAUUUUCUGAUUGUGGAGUAUUAUUGAAUUGGUGAGGCAAAGUAUGUAAGUAUUCUGACAAAGGGUUUUGUUUUAGUAGACAGGAUUUUACAAGGGCUCCUCUGAACUCCUGGGAAGGAGCUGUGGUAAGAGGCUGGGCAGAAACUAGUGGGAGCCUUGGAGAGGGCUUCUGCCCUUUCUUACCCUGCUGCUUUUACCCAUGGGUAACAGGCUUGGCAUGGAAUAAGGUGAGUUAGAUGGUGCCAAGGUUUCACCCACGCUGUACUUGCAUGGACCUGAGCCAGAGUAUCCCUUUCCUCUUAUCCUAAUCUUUAAUGUAACAAAUGCAAUUAACUCUCCCACCUUGGUUUACACCCAGGACAUUACCAGAUAUUACAGUAAAAUCUGGAAAACACAUUUUCUGAUCCAUAAGAAAAUCUGUGAGGAAAAGGUGAUGGUUGGCUAAUAGAUCUGAAGGUUUAUGAAUAAUCCGUGAAAGCAGCUGCCUUUCAGGUACCAUUGCAGGUUGUUUGCAAUGGCUGGCUGCCUGCUGCAAAAAACAAAAUGUGUUCAACAAGCAUAAAUUUAUUGAUUUUAGUUAUUUUCAAGGCAGGGACUGUGAAUUGCUUGCAGCAGCCUUAAUUUUGUGUCGUCAGUAUUGUUCAGGAGCUGAAAGCCAUUCAGCUUCUGUAUGCUGUUUUCUCUCGUUUUCUUCUUCAGGCUGUCUAGUUUAGUCACUGGUGACUUUGCCUGCCCAGUUUUGUUUUAGAGCUGUGCAGAGCAGCCACAGUGUUGCAGCAGCCUGAUAGAAACCAUUUGCAGUCAGUUAUGCACAUGUGGUUUUGGCUCCUUUGCCAGAAACAGCAAGAAAGCUACAUAUGAUGAAGUCAAGCCAAGGAUUACAGUCAAAAGCUGUCUUUGGAGUAAACUGGACAGAGAUAAUGGGAGAUACACCGUGGAAAAAUCUGGCUCACUUUCCUGACCCUAGGGUAUGCAAUGGGGACAAUCCUUUAAGAAAUAAACAAUUUUGUACUGA
Messenger RNA from Sturnus vulgaris (Common starling), 3780 nucleotides. It is a transcript of the gene MATCAP2, whose product is annotated as microtubule associated tyrosine carboxypeptidase 2. Lineage: Eukaryota; Metazoa; Chordata; Aves; Passeriformes; Sturnidae. The record is from RefSeq and is a predicted model, not a curated record.